Anopheles maculipalpis is the source of this 1905-nucleotide messenger RNA. It is a transcript of the gene Ns3, whose product is annotated as large subunit GTPase 1 homolog. Gene Ontology annotation, cellular component: cytosol. Gene Ontology annotation, biological process: ribosomal subunit export from nucleus. NCBI's taxonomy places the organism in Eukaryota, Metazoa, Arthropoda, Insecta, Diptera, Culicidae. Gene Ontology annotation, molecular function: GTP binding; GTPase activity. Bases 53 to 1897 code for a protein of 614 amino acids. The transcript is spliced from 3 exons. The record is from RefSeq and is a predicted model, not a curated record.
AAGCUGCUGUGGUGGAGAUUCGAGUGAUAUUCAGAGGUUUAAAGAAUAUAAAAUGGGCAAAAAGAAGGCGAACCAACUGGGCCGAUCACUGAUCAAAGAUCGGUUUGGUCAUGGUAAUCGCAAAACAGUGGCCGACGGUAGCAUGCUACACACAACCGAAGUACAGGAUGGGUACGAUUGGGGCCGCCUCAACCUACAGUCCGUUACGGAAGAGUCUUCCUUCCAGGAGUUUCUCCGCACGGCCGAACUAGCCGGUACGGAGUUUCAGGCCGAAAAGCUUAACAUCACGUACGUGAAUCCCAAAUCGAAGGUCGGUCUGCUAACCACAAACGAGCGUGUGGAAAUCAUUAAGAAGCAGGUCGACAUGAAAGAUUUGCUGAAAAUUCCGCGCCGUCCCCGGUGGACAAAGGAGACGACGGCGGAAGAGCUACUGCUGGCCGAAAAUACUGCCUUUCUCGAGUGGCGACGUGGAUUGGUAGCGUUGCAAGAGCAGGAAGGUAUGCUGAUGACACCGUUCGAGAAGAAUCUCGACUUUUGGCGCCAGCUGUGGCGUGUCGUUGAGCGGAGCGAUAUUGUGGUGCAGAUUGUGGAUGCCCGUAAUCCGUUGCUCUUCCGGACGGAGGAUUUGGAACGAUACGUGAAGGAGGUGGACCCGAACAAGAUGAACAUGAUACUGAUUAACAAGUCGGAUUUUUUAACGGCCGAACAGCGUGUACAUUGGGCUAAAUAUUUCGACGAGCAAGGCAUCCGGGUGGCAUUCUAUUCGGCCGUGCUAGCUGCGGAGGAAGCGAAAAAAGAGCAAGAGAAGGCUGAAGCUGAUCGAGAGGAGCAUGAACUUGAAGACGAGGAAGAACGAGAGGUAAAGGAGCGCUUGGGAGAGUUGAAACUGUCCGUAGAUAGAGCGGAAAAGACGUUGGAAAAGAUUGAAGAAAAGAUUGAAGAUUUAACACGCGAAGAGGGCACACAGGAAGGAAACACCAAGAAUAGCUCAAAACUGCUCACCAAUGCGGAAUUGAUUGCGCUCUUCAAAAGUCUUCACCGUGCGGAACGUGUCACGAAGGGCAUCGUCACGGUUGGGCUGGUCGGUUACCCGAACGUAGGCAAAAGCAGUACUAUUAACGCCGUAUUCCUCGAGAAAAAGGUCUCCGUUUCGGCAACGCCGGGUAAAACGAAACAUUUCCAAACGCUGUACGUCGACAGCGAGCUAAUGUUUUGCGACUGUCCCGGACUGGUAAUGCCGAGCUUCUGCAUCACGAAAGCGGACAUGAUACUGAACGGCAUUUUACCGAUCGAUCAGAUGCGCGAUCACGUACCGCCGGUGAAUCUGCUGUGCACGCUCAUUCCACGCCAUAUACUCGAGGACACGUACGGUAUUAUGAUUUCGAAACCGCUCGAAGGCGAAGAUCCUAACCGACCGCCACAUUCCGAGGAUUUGCUGCUGGCAUUCGCGUACAAUCGAGGCUUUAUGACUGCCAAUGGGCAGCCGGAUCAGUCGCGCGGUUCACGGUACGUGCUGAAGGAUUACGUUAAUGGGAAGCUGCUCCACUGUUACGCACCGCCCGGUAUUGCACAGGAAGAGUUUCACCGGUUUCCGGCCCGUAAGAAGGAAGAGAUUGACAUCAAAUUGUUGCCACCAAGGCAGCAGCGUGCAAUGAAGAUGAAUUUGAACAAAUCCAGCACCGACGUAGACGAUCAGUUUUUCAAGGAGCGUGCGAUGCACGGUUUCGUAAGAGGGCGUAGCGAUUUCCCGAACGUACGGCCGAUGGGUCCGCAGGGUACGGCGGAAACGCUCACCACGACGGACGGUGUGCUUGUGGCCGGUAAACCGUGGAAGCAUCAGAAGCGGGAAAAGCGCGAAAAACUCCGUCGCAAGUACGUUCAUUUGGAUCAACAUUAAGAGGAUUA